AUGACUAAAAGUAAAACUAGUUCCUUCAGAGAUACCACAGCUGCUACAGCCAACGCAGAAUUUGACCGAACUAAUAAGCUCAAGGUUCACAGUGGCAAUGAAGAUGCUCCACCAGAAUACAACGAACAAUCAAUCCCAAUGGUGGUCAAGUCCACCUCCAAGUCUUUCGGCGUAAGAAGAACGGAAAUUUUAGUUGCACAAUUCACUCAUCCAGCGUUCAGAAUUUUCUUUCUCUUCACUGUGUUUAUUUGUGCUUAUGCUUAUUCUUUAGAUGGUACAGUCAGAAUUACCUAUCAAUCAUAUGCUACUAGUUCUUAUGAUCAACAUUCAUUAUUAGCUGCCGUUAAUGUUAUUAAGAGUGUUGUUAGUGCUGCUUCCCAACCAACGUAUGCUAGAUUAUCUGAUAUUUUCGGAAGGCUUGAAUUAUUCAUAUUUUCAAUUAUUCUUUAUGCUCUGGGUACGCUCAUUAUAUCUCAAGCUUACGAUAUCUACAGGUUUGCCGGUGGAUCUGUUUUGUACCAAGCUGGUUACUCUGGUGUUAUGUUGAUCUUGCAGGUCAUUUUAGCCGAUUACUCCAACUUGAACUGGAGGUUGUUAUGCUCACUUAUACCAACUACGCCAUUUAUUCUUAACACAUGGAUUGCAGGUAAUGUUGCAGAAUCAGCUUUAGCUACUUUCUCAUGGAACUUUUGUAUUGGCAUGUGGGCAUUCAUUUUCCCAUUGGCGUGUAUUCCAUUCGUUGGCUGUUUAAUUGCGAUGCAAGUGAAGGCUCGCAAGACUCCUGAAUGGCGCCAAAUUAGAGCUGAAGAGAAGGAAACUACUAAAUGGAGGUCAUGGAAUAAUAAUAUUUUUGUUAAGUUAUUCUUCGAGAUUGAUGUUAUUGGUAUUCUUUUCAUUAUUUCUAUAUUCGGGUUUAUUUUGGUGCCUAUGACUAUUGCAGGGGGUAAAACUGAAGAAGGUGCAAUUAGACAAGCCUGGAAGACAUCAGAAAUUAUUUUGCCAUUAGUUAUUGGAUUUCUUUUGAUAUUUCCCUUCAUAUUAUGGGAAUAUAAGUUUUCCAAACAUCCUGUUGUCCCAUUCCCACUUAUGAAGGACCGUGGUGUUUGGUCAGCAUUAGUUAUUGCUAUCAUGCUUAACUUUGUAUGGUACAUGCCAAACGAUUUUAUGUACACGGUUCUUGCAGUUGGUAUGAGAGCAAGCAUUAAAGCUGCUACCAGAAUAGCUUCGUUGUAUUCGUUUGUAGCGACUAUUGUUGGACUUUUGUUUGGACUUUUAAUAGUGCCUUGGGCUAGAAGGUUAAAACCAUUCAUUAUUUUCGGUGGAUGUUGUUGGAUUGGUUCAAUGGCUAUUCUUUAUUCGUAUAGAGGUUCAAAUGACGGUGUUGAAUCUGAGAAGUAUCUUAAUGGGGUUAUUGGAGGCUUAUGUCUCAUGGGUUUUGGUGCUGGGUUAUUCACAUAUCCAACUCAGGUUUCUAUUCAAACAUGUACUAAUCAUGAACAUAUGGCCAUUGUUAUCUCUUUGUAUUUGGCAUUCUUCAACAUUGGAAUAGCAUUUGGAAGUUCAGUUAGUGGUGCUGUUUGGACUAAUACUAUGUACCAACAUCUUUUGGAUAAGUUUGAAGAAGCUGGUCUUGAUACUACUGUAGCCGCAUUUGCUUAUGGAAAACCAUUUGAAUUUAUCGAGAGUUAUAAAUGGGGCACAUCAGAACGAAUUGCAGUUGUUUUAGCAUAUGCAAAAACUCAGAGACUCUUAUGUAUAAUUGGUUUAGGUUUAAGUGUUGUUUUAUUCAUUUCAUCGUUCUUGUUGAGAGACCAUAAAUUAGAAAGCGUUCAAUCAUUAGGGUUAGAUCGCGAAGAGGGAGUAGUAGCUGAAGACGGCGAGGUCGUUGUGAACAAUCAUGAUCAAGACCUAGUUCUUUCGAAGCUUAAGUCUUUAUUCAGAUGCAAAGAGAAGAGAAUUACUAUCUGA
Messenger RNA from Debaryomyces tyrocola, 1968 nucleotides. Lineage: Eukaryota; Fungi; Ascomycota; Pichiomycetes; Serinales; Debaryomycetaceae. The record is from the annotation of a GenBank genome assembly.